UGCCGUUCACCGUAUACCGUCAUGACGCCACCACCACUUUUCUCCUCGCCGCAGGCAGUCCAACCAUCUCUCUUAGCUUCAUCUUCCUCUUUCCCUUCUUAGAUUGAUGCCUCUUCCUCUCCUGAUCAGGAUUGACUCACGACGCAUCUCCUCCCUUUGGGUAAGAAGAGGAACGAGAAAGGAGAGGUGACGAGUUGGUCUUGUUUUCUAGGGUUUCAGAGUAGUAGUGGCGGAGGGAGGCAAGAUGAAGACGACUAGAGGAAAAGAUGAUACUGAUCAAGACGAUCAAAUUGUACCUUUUAUUUCUAAAUUCUAAGUUUACAGGAACCUCACCGCUGCCCUCUUUCCUCUCUCCCUCUUCAUCAAUUCUAAGUUUUCGAUCUUCUUUUUUUCGAGGAUCUCGACAUCUCGUCACGGAGGAGACCAGAAAAGCGAAGCCCAACGCUGGCACUUCCCUUUCCCGAGCCGCCGUCAGUGUAAGUUCCCACCUCUCGAGCCGCCGUCACUUCCCUUUCCCGAGCAGCUCAAUCGGCCAAAGCAUGCCCAGUCUCCGACGCCACCCACCGCGAUCCUCGCUGCCUCAGCGCCAUCAUCUCCGGCCUCGCCCUCGACGGUCGCCCGCUGGAAGCUCUUCACCUCUUCAAAUGGUUCCAGACCUCCGCCCUCGACCCCGACGAGUUCACCCUCUCCAAUGCGCUCUCGCUCUUCGCCAAUCUCAGCGCGCUGGACCAGGGAAGGCAGAUCCAAGCUUUCGUCUUCAAGAAGAAUCUACCCAUGGACGUCGCCGCCACCAACUCGCUCAUCAAUCUCUACUUCAAGUGCGGCAGCAUCGCCGACGCGGAGAAGGUGUUCGACGGGACACUGUUGGACAAGAGAGAUUUAGGAGCCUCAUCCCAAGUUAUAUUCGUGACUCAUCAGUUGCAGUGAUUGCUUAUGAUGUUGCAAAUCGUCAGUCUUUCUUAAAUACUUUAAAAUGGAUUGAAGAGGUUCGAACGGAGAGGGGAAGUGAUGUUAUUAUUGUCCUUGUUGGGAACAAAACUGACUUGGUCGACAAGAGGCAAGUCUCCAUAGAAGAAGGAGAAGGUAAAGCACAAGAGCUCGGUGUCAUGUUUAUCAAAACAAGCGCAAAAGCUGGCUUCAAUAUAAAGGCUCUCUUUCGAAAGAUUGCGGCUGCCUUGCCCGGGAUGGAAACCUUUCUCCUCCAUGUUGCUUAGAUUUAUGAGGUUUAAGAAUGAAGGAAGAAUCUUUUAUUUUGUUCUUUUGAAAAUUUAUUAUGUCAAUAUAAGUAGAAUCUUUUUGAGUUUCUGAGGUUAUCUGUAUAAAUAAAAAUCUUCUCUUCCUAUUUCAUUUUGUUCUUUUGAAAAUUUAUUAUGUCAAUAUAAGUAGAAUCUUUUUUUA
This is a messenger RNA of Zingiber officinale, 1398 nucleotides long. RefSeq names its product ras-related protein RABH1b-like. Bases 267 to 1214 code for a protein of 315 amino acids. The transcript has 5 exons. Lineage: Eukaryota; Viridiplantae; Streptophyta; Magnoliopsida; Zingiberales; Zingiberaceae. Gene Ontology annotation, molecular function: GTPase activity; GTP binding. The record is from RefSeq and is a predicted model, not a curated record.